Molecule: messenger RNA, 1034 nt
Organism: Chiloscyllium plagiosum (whitespotted bambooshark)
Lineage: Eukaryota; Metazoa; Chordata; Chondrichthyes; Orectolobiformes; Hemiscylliidae
Source: RefSeq, a predicted model, not a curated record
AUGGCAUUAACAGGCUCUGGGAUUAAAUGGACCGCUCCUCCUAAUCAAACUACUACAGCAAAGGAGGCAGCCAUUUGGUCCAUUAUGUUCAUGCCAGCUCCCUCGUCGCUAGCUACCCUCUCCCCUGCCGCCGAAUUCUUCAAGGAGGGGGAGGAGAAGGUUUUAAUCGAAAAGAUUUAUUCCGAAUCGCCUCAGCCACUCGCUCGCGCUCUCUGUCUGCGUCUCGCGACGACUGGCGCCUGGACAGGAAGUCAGCUCGGUGAUGGACGUGAGCCCUCGACCAAUUGGAAGGAAGGGGGCGGGCUCUCUAACCCCAGGACAGCUGACAACAACUACCUGCAUUGCCAUAGCUUAGGGUCGAAACUCUGUUUUUCAGAGGUCCAGGCACACAUGGAAAAUCUCAUCCAAUGGACUCCGUUUACAAACAAAAAAACGGACAGACUUGUACCAGUCGGUCUCGCCCACGCAACCACAGUCCUGUUUUAUCAUAACCCACACGCCUCUGACUGUCAUCUGAAAUAUCCCAGGAAAGGCAAAAUCAGAGAUUGGAACUCAGACCAGAAUUUUGCAAAAACGAGAAGGUCUGGCCAGUUCCUCUCUGAGACAUCCAGGAAAUCACCUGGCCCUAUCUUUAGUAACAGUUCACCCUCAGUCAGAAACAAAUCUCAUCCUCGAACGGCUUCAAGCUUUUGGCAUCCGCAGUUCAAGAAAACAUUUUUUUUCAAAAGGCCCACUCCUGUCUGAAAAUAGAACAUGUCCUGCUAUUUGACCUCAGUUAGCCUAAAACUGUGACAACCCCUCUUCUCUAACUUGCUUGAUGAGGUAAAAUGGUGAUCAAAAGUACAUUCUGUCCUUGAGUAUUGCUGAAAGAAAAGACUUGGCAUGAAAGGGUCAGUACAAGAGGGAAAGCCAAACAGAUUAAGCCUAUGUCUACUGGGGGUUUAGAAGAACUAAAGGUAAUCUUAUUCCUGAUGAGGGGCUUAUGCCCGAAACGUCAACCCUCCUGCUCCUUGAAUGCUGCCUACCUGCUGUGU